GCUCCGUGUCCACGGUGAAAACAAGGUAUCAUGGCAUGAAGGGGGGGGGCCGCGGCGCCUGUUUCCCCCUCCUUCGGGGCCGAAAGCGUUUGACCGUCGCCCCCGGCACCAAUCACGCCUCAUUCCAAGCGACACUGCGUCAGGGCCUAGGGCCUACUGUAGCUAGGGAAGGGGUCUACAUGGAUCAACCCCAAAAGUUGGGGACCCGUGGAGCCCUGUGAUGUCUUGGACUACGGGAGUUGGGAUGGACUUCGGGCCAGAGAGUCGGCAAAUGAAAGUCGGAUCGAAGUCGAGC
This is a messenger RNA of Colletotrichum godetiae, 295 nucleotides long. RefSeq lists its product as uncharacterized. The transcript has a single exon. Lineage: Eukaryota; Fungi; Ascomycota; Sordariomycetes; Glomerellales; Glomerellaceae. The coding region runs from base 36 to 221 and encodes 61 amino acids. The record is from RefSeq and is a predicted model, not a curated record.